AUGCCACGAAUCAGAAAAAAGACGAGCAAACGUGGUUCUACCAACGAUAGAAAGAAAAUUUCUCAAAAGGUUAGAGAGAGCAGGAAGAAAAAAACCAAGGCUGCGAAAAAGAGCGUUGAAUGGAAAUCCAAACAUAAGAAAGACCCAGGAAUCCCGAACACAUUUCCUUACAAGGACCAGAUUUUGGCCGAGGUUGCAGAGCAACGUAGAUUGGCUGCCGAGGAAAAACAACAUCGAAAAGAUGAGAAAAAAAGAGCACUCAAACAUGUUGCUGAGGAUGCACAAGACGAUAACAUCGAGGAAGACGAUGGCAUUGCUAGCAUUAGCGCCAAACGGUUAACGGCCAAAGCAACUAGCAAACCUGCUCCUGAAGCUGAAGAAAGCGAAGGCGAAGACGAACCUCCUAUCCUGAUCAACCGAGAUUUACCGCAUCUUCACGCCGUGUUGGAUGAGGCAGACGCUGUGAUACAGGUGUUGGAUGCACGAGAUCCGCUUUCAUUCCGCAGUUCGUACUUAGAGGAUCUCGUUCACUCUAAACCUGGUCGCAAGACACUUUUCGUGCUGAACAAAAUAGAUUGUGUUCCUCAUGAAAGUCUGGUCGCUUGGACUUCUGCCUUGAGAAAGCAACAACCAACUUUUCCCUUCCGUUCGGCUUCCUGUUUUCUACCUGGAAACCCUCUCGCCCAACUUAAUACAAAAGGAAAAGGAAGAGCGAAGAACCCUGUCGAUGAUGCACUUGGUGGAGAUGCUGUACUGGAGUGUCUUGGUCAUUGGGCAGCAGAAAAGGAGAAUGGUUCAUCAUUGACCGUAGCAGUAGUGGGUGUCACAAAUACUGGAAAAAGUUCGUUGAUCAAUUCAUUGGCAAAAACUACGGUCCUUCCAGUAUAUUCUCUGGCGUCCUCUCCUCGUGGACCGACCACCACCACCAUGCCACAAGAAAUAACCAUCCAAGUUGCAGGCAACAGAACGCUUCGGGUCAUCGACACCCCUGGAUAUUCUUGGAAAAUAGACAAAGCUUCUUCAGAUUGGGAUGAAGUGCGUGCUCGAGAUAUUCUAUUGCGCAACAAAGGUCGUAUAGAUCGAUUAAAAGAUCCGUCGGGUCCUGUUACUCAUCUUGUAUCUCGAGCCAAUCCGGAAGACCUUAUGUUACUCUACGGCCUUCCAACGUUUCCCAAAGGCGAUGUGAAUGUGUUUAUUUCCGGAAUAGCGCGUUCUCAGCAGCUAGUACGAAAGCGAGGAGUGCUACAUUUGACAGGAGCGUUGAAAGUUGUCCUCCGGGAUUGGUGCAUAGGAAAGAUCCAUUGGUAUAGCAUGCCGUCCUCCAAUCUGGUUGUGGACACACCUUCUACCGAUGCCCGGUUACAGGCGCUUUACGCCAAGGCUGACGAGGCUCUAGCAAGUCUAAAAUCUCGCAAAGCUAUGCGUAAGGCUGGCGGGCUUGUCAAGAUAUCUCCGGGGCAGGUAGAAUCGAGGGAGGUCAUAUCUGAAGUCCCGUAUGCAGAAUUGAUGGAAACCAGUGAUGGGGAGGAUAAUGACGGUAUCGAUGUCGACGAAGCAAAUCAUAUAGAGGCAGAAGAAGAUGAGGAUGAGGAAAGUGAGGAAGAUGAGGAUGAGGAAGAUGGAGAUAAAGAAGAGGUUGAAAAUGAGGAAGAGCUGGAAUUUGAGGAUGAAGAAGUUGAGGUUGCUCCACCUGCUUCGAAAAGUCAAAAACGAAAGCGCGCGGAUCCGAUAUCUCAUCCACCAAACAAGAAGGUUUCAUUCGUUGCUAAAUCCCAUGCCUCGAAAAAUAAAGCGAUCUCAAAAGCCGAUGUUUCUGCAGUUUCGGAAUCGUCGACACCGAAAUCCUUGUCAGCCAACCCAACCACAAGAAAAGCUCUCAAAUCUAGUCUCAAAAAGAUGAAACCGAUUGCAAACGCUUCUUCCAAAAACCGACCCCCCAAAAUAAGGUCUGAUGAGGGAAACAAGGAAUCCUACGAUUUCGGAAAGUACUUUUGA
Messenger RNA from Lentinula edodes (shiitake mushroom), 1995 nucleotides. RefSeq lists its product as uncharacterized. Gene Ontology annotation, molecular function: GTP binding. The coding region runs from base 1 to 1995 and encodes 664 amino acids. NCBI's taxonomy places the organism in Eukaryota, Fungi, Basidiomycota, Agaricomycetes, Agaricales, Omphalotaceae. Gene Ontology annotation, cellular component: nucleolus. The record is from RefSeq and is a predicted model, not a curated record. The transcript has 8 exons.